CUGCCUCUGGAGAAGACCGGGUUGCCGGGCGGACCGCGGGAACGCGCUCCGGGGGGUGGGGACGCGCGAGCUCACCACUGCUCAAUGACAAAUCGACUGGGGACAGCUGGGGUCCGGCCCCAGGACGGGGCGGGGCGCCCGUGAGAGCGGCGAUUCUGGUUGUGCGCAUAGCCAGAGCGGCGGUGGGACGGCUCCCCCAGGUACCCUUGGAAGCCAGGAGAGGGCGUGGCCGGAAUCCCCUGGAGCUGCCCACCCCGGACCCAAGCUGACCUGUGGAAGAGGAGCACAUGCUCCUGACUGCUGAGCCCUCCCCAGCCCCCACCAGGGUCCUGUUAUUUCCAAGGCUGGCCUGGAGCCCCCGAUCUCUUUGCCACCUUCUCCUCAUCUGGGCCAUCUGUCCGUGUGUCUCCGCCUCAGACCAGCAGGAUGGCUGCCAACAAGGGCAAGAACCAGGGCUCCCUGGUACUUCACAAGGUCAUCAUGGUCGGCAGCGGAGGGGUCGGCAAGUCAGCCCUGACACUUCAGUUCAUGUAUGACGAGUUUGUAGAAGACUAUGAACCCACCAAAGCUGACAGUUACAGAAAGAAGGUGGUUCUCGACGGAGAAGAGGUUCAGAUAGACAUCCUGGACACAGCCGGCCAGGAGGACUAUGCGGCCAUCCGUGACAACUACUUCCGGAGCGGAGAAGGCUUUCUGCUGGUGUUCUCCAUCACAGAACACGAGUCGUUCACGGCCACGGCCGAGUUCAGGGAGCAGAUCCUCCGAGUCAAGGCCGAGGAGGAUAAGAUCCCACUGCUGGUCGUGGGCAACAAGUCCGACCUGGAGGAGCGGAGGCAGGUUCCCGUGGAUGAGGCCCGAGGCAAAGCGGAAGAGUGGGGUGUGCAGUAUGUGGAGACAUCCGCGAAGACCCGCGCCAACGUGGACAAGGUGUUCUUUGAUCUGAUGAGAGAAAUCCGGGCAAAAAAGAUGUCGGAAAACAAGGACAAGAACGGCCGGAAAAGCAGCAAGAGCAAGAAGAGUUUCAAAGAGCGUUGCUGCUUGCUGUGAGCAGGCUGCAGGCACAGCAGAGCGGGCCACACUGCAGCGCAGUGAGCCGGGCCGGAGGUGGCCUCCCGGCUGGCCGGCCGGCCGGCUCCCCGCCCUCUCUCCAUCUGCAGCUGCAUCCACGAUCACUUCUUGAGAUGGGACAGAUAUCCGUGCAUCGGUGGCUGGCGGAAGAAAGGCGCCUUUGUCUGUGCGGUGCAUCUGUUCCCUUUGCCAGGAGCUUUGAGAGUCUGCCCCUUCCCUCCCCUCCUGAACCAUGACCGACACCAGCGCUGGGGUCAUGGUGCCGAGAUCAGGGAUUUGAGUUGUGAUGACAAGGAUGAGCAUUGCCAACUUAUUCCCUCUUGUUCUAGGACAUGGCCAUCUUUCCUUAGGAAAUUAAAAUGCUUCAUAUUAGCUGGACAUGGUGGUGCACCCUGUAGUCCCAGAACUCUACAAGGUAAGGCAGGGAGGGUAGCCUGAACCCAAGGCCAGCCUGGGCUACCUAGCAAGAUCCUGUCUCUAAAAGAAACAAGAAUUAACAUCUUAUUUUCUUAGGUUUUAAAAGAGAGUCUCUGACAAGAUCCCUCCUCAGUUCUUAUUAGUUUAGAAGUAGAUAGAAGAAAAAAAAAUCUAAGCUCAGGUAAUACUGAAAAAGCCAAAACGAUUUGUUUCUUUUCUUUUUUUAAAAGAUAAACUUGUGUAGCUUGGAAGCAGAAUUAGAAAGAUGAACUUCACUUGGGCCAGACAGGCUGAACCAAGCUUCCUGGUGUUUGUAGAGAAAGUGGGACGCUGCUCUCUCCAUAUUGAAAUGGCAGCCAGGUGCUGGCUGUGGGCCUUCCCUCCUCAGCAUCCUUACUUAGUGAGGAAACUGUGUGUGGGGGAGAUGCAGGCCUACGCCCCAUCUCGAGCUUGCUUUUUCUGACUGGGUCAUUUCACGUCUUCUUGUCCCCCCCCCCCCCCACACACACACCAGCCAUAGGCCUGUUGUUUUUCUUCCUUCUGAAAAAUGUGACCAGUUUGAAAUAUGAUGCAGAACGUGGGGCCAGCACCAGCUACCUCUCCGGACUCCCGGUGACUCUCACUUUACAAGCAGAUGAAGAAGAGAGGGCUCAGAAGGGCGGGCCAUCUCCGUAGCUCCUGGCAGCUGGAAGAUGGGCACGGAGAUGGGGCAAGUUCCAGAGGUCCACACCCACUCUCUGUCAAGCUCCGUCACAGAGAGGGGGAUUCUGGGGCAGGGGGCUGCCACUAAGCACACACACUCCUCCCAUUUUCCAGAAGUGAACAUUUCAUGUUUGGGUGCCGAAUGUGAAUGUGGGUGGGGAGGGCGGGAGCCCUUCGGAUGGGUGUUUUUUACAGAGGUCAUGGGAACUAAGGUCUGAUCCCUGGGGACUGAGCUUGUGUCACUUCCAAAGAAUCAUGGGCUUUUUCGAAUAAAAAAAAUUUACACUUUUCA
Messenger RNA from Apodemus sylvaticus (European woodmouse), 2479 nucleotides. RefSeq names its product RAS like proto-oncogene B (gene Ralb). Gene Ontology annotation, cellular component: plasma membrane. The transcript is spliced from 7 exons. Bases 427 to 1047 code for a protein of 206 amino acids. Gene Ontology annotation, biological process: Ras protein signal transduction. Gene Ontology annotation, molecular function: GTP binding; GTPase activity; GDP binding. The record is from RefSeq and is a predicted model, not a curated record. NCBI's taxonomy places the organism in Eukaryota, Metazoa, Chordata, Mammalia, Rodentia, Muridae.